GUUCCCCCCAUCUACCCCCCGCCCUGAAGGCUUCAUUGCGUUUGCUAUCGCACCCUCCAGUUACUGCUCCGUGCUGAGUUGUGCUGCGACCGCCUUGUCUGCUUUCUCUGUCACUCUUGGCCCCCCUCUGACUCGGCCCCGAGCCGGUGGUGCGUUCUGCCGGCCUUGUUGUGGCCCUGCUGCUAUUUUGCCAUCCGUUCCCUCACCCCUCGUCUCUACCCUGUGUGCGUCACGGUCGUCCGUCGUGUCGACUGCUCGAGGACCACCUCGCACCUCUUCGACCAGGUCGCAAGGCUUGUCGAGUCCUUGACCACUUGGGUCCCAGUCCCGACCGUCCCGAGUGCUCUCAUCCUCCCUCCUCCCUCCCGUGUCCUCCCACGCGCGCGCCCGUCCUCACCAUGGGUCGCAAACCGAACCAGCUGAUCCUCGAGUUCUUCAUCCGCGGGCAGAAGCUCGAGGACGCGAGUAACCGCUACCAGCACACGUGCAAGGCGUGCGGCGAGAAGUUCCCCAAGGGUCGCAUCGACAGCCUGACCAACCACCUCGUCAAAAAGUGUCAAGCCAUCCCGCUGCGGGAUCGGCAACGCGUCUUGUUGCGCCUCCACGAACUCCCCGAUCUGGCCGACGGCGACCAGAAGGACGCCACGGGGCAGAACAAGGGAAAGUCGGUUGAUCUGCCGUUCGCGACUCGUCAGAAUUUCGAUGGCCUCAAUGUGCUGGCCGAGGCGUCGAGGCAAGUCGGUGCGUCCGAUCAGACCAAACGCGGCCCGGCCUACACCCAGUCCGUGACGGUCGGGGGCAAGACGGUGGUCGUCGACCCGGCGCUCGAGGCCGAAGGCUUCCAGGGUCAUCCUACCCCGUCUGAGCCGGUGGAGGAAGAGGCGAAACCUCCUGGCACUCCCCAGGCGUCCAGCGAUUCUUCUCUGCCUUCCCUCCCCGGUUCCUCACAACCUGAUCAGCAAGCUGCAUCCCCUCACAUGGCGGAAACUUCGUUGACGCCGGACCCCACCUCCAACGCGCGCCAGUCGCAACUGUCCCUGAUUGCUGCAUCUGCCAAUGAGAUGGUGCCGCAGGGAAUCCCGAUGGAUCAUGAUGGUAGCGCGGGGCUUGGUGACGGCCUUCAUAAACUGAGUCCCCCGUGGAACCAGCAGCUGUCCACCCAGGAACAGCUCCUCUUUGACAGCCUCCAAGAGCAUGACCCCACCCUGACUGCUGCCACACAACGCGCCGCUGCCUUCCCUCGUCCGAUCGCGAUGAACCCAAACUCCACAAAGGGCUUUGUGAAUGAAUUUGGUAAUUCCACUAAGCCCACUAAGCCUAAAGUGCGCGGUCGAUUCUCUGCCGCCAGACGCAGAGAGGUGCAGGAGGUCCGGAAGCGGGGCGCCUGCAUUCGCUGUCGCAUGCUUAAGAAGCCUUGUUCCGGUGACAGCCCUUGCACCACUUGUGCUAGUGUUGAGAGUGCCCGUCUGUGGAAGCACCCAUGCAUUCGCACGCGUAUUGCAGAGGAGUACGAGCUGUACAGCGCAAAUCUACACGCCACUCUUGCGUACCACGACGUGAGCAGUAUCCGCAACCAAGUCAAAUUCGAACACUAUGCUGGACGUAUCGAGGUUACCCACUUCGAGGAGAGCCUAGUCUUCGUUACCUUCAGUGGGCUGCAGGGCCACAAGCCGUCUGCAUCGACGCUAGACCCCCAGCUUCAGGCUCUCGGCGACGAUUCGCAGUUCCAGGGACCUCUCCACGAACUAUAUCUGCUCGAUAGCGAUGCGGACGAUCUGCCUGGAAAGAUCGAGAUGUACAUAAAAAAGACCGCGCCAUUCUUCUACGAGCGGGAGACCUCGGAGUUUAUGAGAUCCACACUGACACUUGCGGCUGAGUUGAGCCAGCAGAAAAAGGAUGCCUUGUUGGAACGGGUGCUGGAGCUGUGGAUUGCCACACAUAUCCUGGUCGAUGGGGAACUGCAGUGGAAGACUUACUGCAACCCGACCCUCCCUCCCACCUCGUUGCACUCCCUCGCACAGCCUUCGGACGAUGGACGCUCGCCGAUCGACGGUGUCACUAACAACGAGUCGUAUGAACUGCUCUGCUGCCAGCUGCGGGCGGCUACGGAGAAGCGCGCGUCUCAGCUGAGCAAGUCGGUGAUGAACGAUCUUGAACGACGAUUGCUCCAGCGCCAGCAGAGCGGCUGGUUUGAAACCUUCUUGGUGGCGCUCAUUUUGUUGAACUGUGUGGAGAGAACGUGCUGGCUGUUCCUCUCCUGGGACGACGAGAACUUUGCGCAGCGUUGGCCCUUGGACAAGCGUCCUCCUUACUACUCUAACCAGGGCGACCGCUUCUCCGACAUCCUGCACAUGCUGCUGAAGAUGCGCAGCCUGCCACCCAAGGCCACCCCACGGCCCGACACCGGCAUCUUGAAGGCGGUCGACGGCAGCGACGAGAACGCCGCCCGCUGGUUCGACAUGAUCAAGAUCACUCCCCUCUUCCUCGAACAACGCCAAGCCACAGCCUUCGACCCCGCCGACUCCCGCUCCCUCGACCUCCGCUACGGAGCCAAGCUCCUCCCCCCUACCAACGUCUACUCAUAGGAUGGCCCUCCCUGUCUUGUUAGUUGCUUGCUUUCUGCUGUCUUGUUGACAAAAAGCACACGACAUGGAUUAUGACGACAACAACAAACUUGAAUUAAGCGGGCGUUUCACUCUGCACUCUGCGCUGUCUGUGUCUGUUAUCGAUCGGAUGUGCCUGCUACGCGACCUCGGUGGAAGUUGAAGAUUCGGAGGUGGAUGAUGGGACUGGAUGGAUGAAUGGAUGGAUGGAUGGACGGCGGAUGGAUGGACGGAUGGACGGAUGGACGGAUUGAUGGGAAAAUAACGCAGCGUUUCUAUCUUACAAUCACCCUGUAGUAAUGUGGUCAAAUCAUACUCACUUUCUUUUUC
Molecule: messenger RNA, 2933 nt
Organism: Aspergillus heteromorphus CBS 117.55
Lineage: Eukaryota; Fungi; Ascomycota; Eurotiomycetes; Eurotiales; Aspergillaceae
Exons: 7
Coding region: 399-2585 (728 amino acids)
Biological process (GO): regulation of DNA-templated transcription
Molecular function (GO): DNA-binding transcription factor activity, RNA polymerase II-specific; zinc ion binding
Source: RefSeq, a predicted model, not a curated record